GGGAUCUUAAUUUUCCUACUGCUCUAAUCAACCUGGAAGAGUUUUCACUGAACCCCAUCAGUCCUUGCUAUAUGAUAGACUGGGGAACUUCCACUUGUAGAUAUCGGCCUGGUACAUGUUACAGGCGCACAUGAUUGAAAAUUUGCAUCAAAACCCAAUUUUCUUGGCUUCGUUUCUUUCUGCUUGACUGACGGCCGAGUCCGCCGGGCGGCCAUCCGCAUCCUAUUUAGAACCCGACAGUCGGCAAACAAUUCGAAACAGGUGCUUCUGACAUCGCCGAUGGUGGGGCUCAACCGAGUUCAGGUGGGUAUUUCUCUGGGAAAUUAUCACAUCGGAACAAGCCGUGUGAGUAAUUUGAUCUUCCCUUAUCAAUGGUCCUCCUCCGCAGACUCGGCACUCUCCGCUGCCCCGCCAUGUCACGUGAAUAUCCCACCAGGUGAAGACGAACUCAGAAGUCGAACUCCUAUAGUGAGUAAGACCCCAAAUCCCCGAAGGAUCGUGUUUAGUUCGAAGCGUCGCCGAAAACUCCGGGUCCGACUGUGCAGGUUAUCCGUCUCCUGUAUUUGCAGAGCCGCUUUUGCAACAUCAAAGUCGUAGGACGCCGCCGAUUCUCCCCGCCAAGAACCCCCAAGCAACGGAGAAGCUGACGGGGGACCUUGGCGACGCGACAGCGACGGCCGAUAAGACUAGCAAGUUUUUUUUUCUUCUUCUUGCAACCCAUCUGCAGAUCGAUGUCGCAGUCUAUAAUAAUUGACUUCUCGCCCGUGGUUCUCAAGAAAAUUACUUGUCUUUUCAAUAUCAGCCCCUCAUCUGAAACCGGCCAGUAGUGGUAACUCAGAUUUGGAGUGGACCCACAAGGCGAGGCAGAAGGAGAAUUUCUAAUUCAGUCAAACAAACCCAAGUCAACUCUUUGCACAACAUGAACGCAGAUCUGCAGAGCGUGAAUAGCAUCCUCAUGGAUGGCGAGCGCAAAUGGAGCAUGAGCCCGCUCAUCCAAAAGGCCGAGCGCCAGCACAGGCGUCUGCCAGGGAUUAGGAAGAUUCCUAUUCGUGCCAUCGCCAUUAUACUGUUUAUUGCAUUCAUUAAUAUUGUCGUUUGGAUUGCUGCAGCUAUCGUGCUGCGUUAUCACCCGAAAUUGGUCUCUACGGCUGUACUUGCCUACACUCUUGGCCUCAGACACGCCUUUGAUGCAGACCAUAUCUCUGCCAUCGAUUUGAUGACCCGAAGACUGCUCGCAACUGGACAAAAACCUGUUACAGUGGGCACAUUCUUCUCACUCGGUCAUUCGACGAUCGUCAUCAUCACCUCCAUCGUUGUCGCUGCCACUGCCGCUGCAGUUUCCUCAAAAUUCGACAGCUUCAGCAGGAUAGGUGGUAUUAUUGGCAGCUCUGUGAGCGCAGCCUUUUUGAUAUUGCUUGGUGUCAUGAACGCCUAUAUUCUGUACAAGUUGAUCAAGCAGAUGCAGAAAGUCUAUAACUUGCCCGAGGGCCAGGAAGACGAAGCUUGGAAGAUUGAAGGGGGAGGUAUUCUGUUCUCCGUUUUGAAGAAGAUGUUCAAGUUGAUUGAUCGGCCCUGGAAGAUGUAUCCACUUGGGAUUCUUUUCGGGUUGGGCUUCGACACUUCAUCCGAGAUUGCGUUGCUCGGUAUCUCAUCAGUAGAGGCUGCCAAAGGCACAUCUUUCUGGGUCAUUCUGAUCCUCCCUGCACUUUUUACCGCAGGCAUGUGCCUCCUCGAUACCAUCGAUGGCGCUCUGAUGUUCUCUCUCUACAUCCAGCCCUCGGCAAACUUCCUUCCAGCCAAGCGAACGAACUCAACUUCAGAAGAGUCCACUGAAAACGAUGGCGACGAGAUUCCUCAGUCUCAUGAUAAUCACCGUGAUCCUAUCGCAUUCCUCUACUAUUCAAUCGUGCUCACUACUCUGACGGUCAUAGUUGCCAUCGUGAUCGGCGUGAUCCAACUUCUCACCAUGAUUCUGAAUGUUACCAAUGCUACUGGCAAAUUCUGGGAUGGUGUGCAGAUAGCAGGAGACUACUACGAUGUCAUUGGUGGAUCGAUCUGUGGCUGCUUCAUCAUUUUCGGCGGACUGAGCGUGCUCUUAUAUAAGCCAUGGCGGCGAUGGAUGGCCCGUCGCCACGGGCGACCCUUAAUCACGGAUGAGGAGGUAAAUCAUGAAGAGGACCUUGGACACGGUGAAGACCCCAGAGUCAUCACUUUCGAGAGAAGUGGAAGCGUUCAGGCGGCACGGACUGAGGGGGUAGGAAAGGGAGCGGCAUCGAGUGUUGCGGUGAAGGAAACCAACGAACGCCGCAUUGAGGAUGAGAUUGUCUAGAGUGAUGUUUCGCUACCGGACUAGAUAGCAUUGCUCUUAUAGACAGGCUUAUUGCGUUGCUAACUAUAAAGCAUCGAAUCAGGAUAUACUUCCAUUGUGGCCUUAGGCAGAAACAUGUGACGUCAGGCAUGAAUAGCUCGUAUCUCCCAGCCAAACGCAUUUCUCUCCCCAAACGACAAGGGAU
Messenger RNA from Penicillium brasilianum, 2513 nucleotides. NCBI's taxonomy places the organism in Eukaryota, Fungi, Ascomycota, Eurotiomycetes, Eurotiales, Aspergillaceae. The record is from the annotation of a GenBank genome assembly.